GUCAUAAUGGUGCUUAAAUUCACAUCAAAUUCGCUGAUUUUUUUCAUUUUUUUUAAUCAUAUAUGACAUUCAUAGCAGCUGGAAAGUCGUUUCUGUUUAUAAUUUUGUUUUAUUUAUUGUACAUUCGGUUUGUAUUGUUUUGCUUUUCAUUUGUCAAAACGAUCAAAUCAUCGAUCAAUGUAAUACACUUGCCAAACCUUGGUGGUAGAAGAGUCAAUUUGUUAAAUGUGUACAUUGAAGAAUGAUAUAAUCAAGCGACAUCACAAGCCAGAUUGGACAAAUUGAUUUGUGUGCAUGUGAAAGCCAGUGAGCGAGAGAGAAAUGUUAUCGCGAAAAAGCAAAGACAAAACCAUAAAAGAAGGCGUUGUGGGCAAAUAUGUCAAAAAGGAAACACCACCAGAAAUACCGAUUAUAAAUGUAUGGACGAUCGAUGCAAAUAAAAAUAAGUCGAAAAAUCGUCGGAAUAGUCAACAAAUUGGCGGUGACAAAGAUACAAACAUAAAUACCGAUGAUAAUAUUAUUCAAGCGACCAGCCAGAAAUUCGGUAACAAUGGAAAAAUUAAUGUUAAAAAGUCUAGUUUGGGCCAUGAAGGAAAAUACACACCAAAAUUUGUUAACACAUCGACUGAGAUGAACCGAAAUAUUGGGUCAUCGUUACACUUUAGCCCAUCAAGUGAUAUGGAAAAUACGCCAAGUCGAAAGAUAUCAUCACAAUCAGCAAGCGGUGUUUUAUUGAAUACAUCGAAUCACAUGAAUUUAAAUCUUAAUUUAAAUAAUAGCCAUGGAAAUUAUGUAGAUAUCGAUCAAAUCGAUCAAAUGCGACAACCAGAUUCACCAUUCUCACAAUAUGACCUAUCAAAAUUUCAACGAAACUAUUCAAUGAACCAAAAUCAUCAGCACACAUUCGAAAAUCAUUUUGGUUUGAUGCAAACAUAUUCGGGAAAUAAUUUAGCCGAUUCUUCACCAUUUACAAAGCAGUACUCAACAGCACGUAAAGAUCUCCAGGCAAGACAUGUGGUCACACCAUUAUCAUCAAGCUCAUUACCAAAGACGACCAAUUACUUGCUCGACAAUUCGCCAAUUUAUGAAAAUCAACAGCAAAUCGCACGAUCAGAGUCACCAAUUUACAGCAACACAAAUUCAAGUUUGAUGUCAUUGUAUCCAUCCGAACCGGGAAGCUCACAUCAUGGCUCACAUCAACCAUUGCGCAAUCAAUCUUCAAUUAGCUCAAAUUAUCCGCACAGCACUAACUCGUCAGAAUUGAUUCAACAUCAACAAAAUAACAUUUACUCAAAUAUUAUGGCAAACGAUAUGCCAUUAUACUCAAAUGUUCGAUCGUCAGCCUACGAUAUGGCCAAUUGGAAAUCAACAAAUACAUCACAAUCAAUACAGCAUCCAAGCUCAUCGGCCCAAAUACAAGACGAAGAAUUACCAUUACCGCCCGGUUGGUCCGUUGAUUACACAUUACGCGGUCGCAAAUAUUAUAUCGAUCACAAUGCAAAAACAACACAUUGGUCUCAUCCCCUAGAACGAGAAGGUUUACCGGUUGGUUGGCAAUGCAUCGAUUCACCACAAUAUGGAAUCUACUACGUUAAUCACAUCACACGACAAGCACAAUACAAUCAUCCAUGCUAUACCUCAUGCUAUUUGUAUACAACAAGCGAUCGUGCAAAGCCAGAUCGUAUUAUACCGGGGCCAACUCACACACAAUUUACACCGCACAGUGCCUUAGUGCCGGCCAAUCCUUAUUUGCUGGAAGAAAUUCCAGCAUGGCUUCUUAUUUACGUUGACGCCGAUCCAGCUACCGAUCACAAAUUGAAAUGGGAUAUGUUCAAGUUAUCCGAGUUGGAGUGCUUUGACAGCAUGAUGUUUCGCAUGUUUAAACAAGAAAUGGAGAUGCUUAUAUCACGUUAUGAAGCAUAUCGGCAAUUAUUGAACAACGAAAUAAGACGACGACUACAGGAAGAACAAAAAAUGCAACAAGAUAGUGAACGAGCACAAAUUCAAGAGCUGGACAAUAAUCAUCAACAUCCGGAACGGAAAUCAUAGAUUUAAAGUACACACAAAUACAAUACACACGAUUCCAAACCUUGAUUUGAGUAUUUUGUUUUUAA
Messenger RNA from Contarinia nasturtii (swede midge), 2114 nucleotides. RefSeq names its product scaffold protein salvador (gene sav). NCBI's taxonomy places the organism in Eukaryota, Metazoa, Arthropoda, Insecta, Diptera, Cecidomyiidae. The record is from RefSeq and is a predicted model, not a curated record. The transcript has 7 exons. Gene Ontology annotation, biological process: apoptotic process; regulation of cell population proliferation; hippo signaling. Gene Ontology annotation, molecular function: molecular adaptor activity; protein binding. Bases 322 to 2049 code for a protein of 575 amino acids.